Molecule: messenger RNA, 909 nt
Organism: Oryza brachyantha (malo sina)
Lineage: Eukaryota; Viridiplantae; Streptophyta; Magnoliopsida; Poales; Poaceae
Exons: 1
Coding region: 1-909 (302 amino acids)
Source: RefSeq, a predicted model, not a curated record
AUGCGCCGCCGCGGCAUACGCAGCUUCUGCCAUGGCGUCGACUCCACGUCCACCAUGCAGCGGCGCCGGCUGGUCGGCGCCGACGACGCGUCGUCGUCGUUCCUCACCGUGCCGCCGUCGUCGACGUCGGGUCAGUCCGUCGGCGUGGCCGAGGAGAGCGGCGGCGAGCCGGCCGUCACGCUGGAGCAGAUGAUCCUGCAGCUGGACCUGGAGGAGGCGGAGGCGGCGGCGGCGAGGAGGAAGGAGCGGCAGCAGCAGCAGCCGCGGCGCGCGUCGUGCGUGAACAGCUCCGACCGCGUGCUCCGCUCGGCGAGGGACGCGCUCAGCCAGUACCCGCGCUUCUCCCUCGACGGCCGCGACGCCAUGUACCGGGCUUCCUUCAGCGACUGCUACGACGGCAUGGGCCUCGCCUCCUCCUCCGGCGCCGGCGGCGGAAGCGGCCACCGGAGGGCGUCGGUGUGCUGCGCCGCCGGGGACGGGAACGGGUACGAGAUGGACCUGGAGCGGACGCUGCGGAUGCCGGCCACGGUGGCCGGCGAGAGCGUGGUGUGGUGCAAGCCCGGCGUAGUGGCCAAGCUCAUGGGCCUGGACGCCGUGCCGGUGCCGGUCAGGGGAGCAGUAGCGCAGCGGAGGGGCGCCGCCGGCGGGAGGAGGAAGACGAGCGGGCCACCGCCGCCGGCUUCCGCUAUCACCGGCGGAAGGAAGCGGAGGGUGAGGAGGACGGGGAGGGAGGAGGAGGAGGGGCUCCCGGAGCUGGAGAAGGAGAGGCUCUUCAUGGCGCUGCAUGGCUAUGACGUGGCAGGCUUGGGCGCGUGCCACGCUGGCGACCUUCACCCCAGCGUGGGGCCCAACGUCAGUGGGAUGGGCAGGGGCGGGGAAGAUGGCUGGGGAUUUCGAUUUCCUCUCUGA